ACACUCCUCUCUUUCCUUGUCAACAUGACUUCUACCUACAAUGCUGUACAGAAAUCCCUGUAGGGCUUCACUCUGCACUUCUGACAUGCCACUCUCUGGCUGGACCGUUGUUCUGUGGUCACAGCCAGGCCCAGGACAGGUACCUCCACCCCAAAAACUUCCCAUAACUUUCCCCAUCUUUACUAUCUUGUAAAGCACAGCAGAUUAUAGGUGACUCUUUGCAGCUGUGGGAACCCAGACGUGUCUGAACUGUCCGCAGUACUGAGCAAAAGGUGGAAUCAUUCAGGAGCAGGAAUUCUACUCUGAGGAUUCUUAGCCAGGUCACCAUGUCUGUGAGCAGGAAAAAUUCCGGACGACGCUCCUAUUACUACCGCUUUUUGGGGAGAUCACAGCUCCAGAGGCAGCGCAGUCGGUCGCGGAGUCGCAGCAGACCGCCCAGGAGGGCAGAAUCACCAUCUGAGAAGUCAGGGAGGAGGCGGAGCAUGCCGGGGAGCACAGCAGAAAAAAGCCCUACCAUGGAGCCUGCUGCCACCACGCCAUUCCGAGUGACGGGCUUUCUCAGCCGUCGCCUUAAAGGCUCCAUCAAACGGACAAAGAGCCAACCGAAGCUCGACCGAAACAGCAGCUUCCGCCACAUCAUCCCAGGCUUCCGAAGCAUCGACAAUGAUCGGUCACAUCUAAUGCCGAGAUUGAAGGAAUCACGCUCACACGAAUCUUUACUUAGUCCCAGCAGCGCGGUCGAAGCUCUUGAUCUCAGCAUGGAGGAAGAGGUGGUCAUCAAGCCUGUCCAUAGCAGCAUUCUGGGCCAGGACUUUUGCUUUGAGGUUACAGCAUCCUCUGGAAGUAAAUGUUUCUCCUGUCGAUCAGCAGCUGAACGUGACAAAUGGAUGGAAAACCUGCGUCGUGCUGUUCAUCCCAAUAAGGACAAUACCCGCCGAGUUGAGAAUAUGCUUAAAUUGUGGAUUAUUGAAGCCAAGGACCUUCCUGCAAAGAAGAAAUACCUAUGCGAGCUGUUUUUGGAUGAUGUCCUUUAUGCACGAACUACCUGCAAGCUAAAAACGGACAAUGUCUUCUGGGGGGAGCAUUUUGAGUUCAACAAUCUGCCAGCACUGAAGAGCAUAACGGUGCAUUUAUACAAGGAGACAGAUAAGAAGAAGAAGAAGGAUAAGAACAGCUACAUGGGACUGGUCAAUAUCCCUAUCGCUGCAGUGACAGGGCGCCAGUUUAUGGAGAAAUGGUACCCUGUGGUGUCCACAAACACUAGCAAGGGAAAAUCGGCUGGCCCCAUGAUUCGAAUCAAGAGCCGCUACCAGAGCAUCAACAUCCUUCCCAUGGAGAUGUACAAAGAGUUUGCUGAGUACAUCACUAAUAACUACAUGAACUUGUGCUCCACCCUGGAGGGUGUCCUCAGCGUCAAGAACAAAGAGGAAAUGGCAUCCGCGUUGGUCCAUAUACUGCAGAGCACUGGGAAGGCCAAGGACUUCCUCACUGAUUUAAUGAUGUCUGAAGUGGAUCGAUGUGGAGAUAAUGAACACCUGAUAUUUCGGGAAAAUACACUGGCCACAAAGGCCAUCGAGGAGUAUUUGAAACUAGUGGGACAGAAAUAUCUACAAGAUGCUCUAGGCGAAUUCAUCAAAGCACUAUACGAAUCAGAUGAGAAUUGUGAGGUUGACCCCAACAAGUGUUCUGCCUCUGACCUCCUGGAACAUCAGGGCAACUUGAAGAUGUGCUGCGAACUGGCUUUCUGCAAAAUCAUCAACUCCUACUGCGUCUUCCCUCGGGAGUUGAAGGAGGUCUUUGCAUCAUGGAGACAAGAGUGUAACAGCCGUGGUCGUCCCGAUAUCAGUGAGAGGCUUAUUAGUGCCUCCUUGUUUCUGCGCUUCUUGUGCCCCGCCAUUAUGUCCCCAUCACUGUUCAACCUUCUCCAAGAAUACCCAGAUGACCGGACCGCCCGCACCCUGACGUUGAUUGCCAAAGUCACCCAGAACCUCGCCAACUUUGCCAAGUUUGGCAGUAAAGAAGAGUAUAUGUCUUUUAUGAAUCAGUUCUUGGAACACGAGUGGACGAACAUGCAGCGCUUUUUGUUGGAGAUCUCCAACCCUGAGACCAUUUCCAACACAGCUGGCUUUGAGGGCUACAUUGACCUGGGCAGGGAAUUGUCCACACUGCACUCGUUGCUCUGGGAGGUCAUCUCGGUUGAUCAGGCCACAGUAACCAAGCUUGGUCCUCUUCCUCGUAUCCUGCGUGAUGUGAAUACAGCACUCAGCAAUCCAACCAGCAUACAGAGCUCUGUCACAAGCGAUCACUCUGCCUCCACGCCAAAUGCCAGCAACAAUAUCUCUGUAGGUCUCCAAAAGAUGGUAAUAGAGAACGACUUAUCUGGUCUGAUAGAUUUCACCCGGUUACCCUCUCCAACACCUGAAAACAAGGACUUAUUUUUUGUCACAAGGUCUGCUGGAGUCCAGCCCUCGCCAGCACGAAGCUCCAGCUACUCUGAGGCCAAUGAACCUGAUGUACAAAUCACGAAUGGUAGCAAGAGCCUGUCUAUGGUGGACCUGCAGGACAAUCGGGUACUGGACGUUGGUACCAACACAUCAGGGAUUGGAGACUCUCUGAACGACAGUCAGACAUCUUUUAGUCAGCUUCAGGCAAUAUGGACCGCACGGACGCCACAGGGUAAUAUAAUGACCAUGACAACAGCCCGAAGAACAGGGCAAACACCAACCACUCCAAAUGCAGAUGCCACAUUGGGUAGGCCACAGCUCCUGGCACCUCUAUCAUUCCAGAACCCUGUGUACCAAAUGGCAGCAGGUUUGCCGGUAUCACCACGGGGUUUGGGAGACUCUGGUUCUGAAUGUCAUAGUUCUCUUAGCUCCCACAGUAACAGUGAGGACUUGGCAGGGAGCAAACAUGGCUUUAUUAACCUUGGAAGUAGCGAGGAAUUCAGUAGACGAUCUGGGGACAUGUCACGUAGGCAGUUAUCUUUGACUGAAAAGGCUGGACAGCCAACUAUGCCACGGCAGAACAGCUCGGGUCCUCAGAGGAGAAUAGACCAGCCACCACCUCCUCCACCACCACCAAUGACCAGAGGAAGGACACCACCAACGUUGCUCAAUACAGCACCUUACCCUAGGCCAUCAAGUGGCAGUAUGAUGUCCUCGUCACCAGAUUGGCCUGGCAGUGGAGCUCGAAUGAGGCAGCAAUCCUCAUCAUCUAAAGGGGAUAGUCCAGAGAUGAAGCAGAGAACAGUGCACAAACAGGCCCCUUCACCUGUGAACCCCAAUGCUCUGGACCGCACAGCCGCAUGGCUCUUGAAUAUGAAUAUGAUGUUAGAAGAUGAAAGCAUUGAGCCAGAUUUCAAGCACAGGGAUAAUAUGAGGAAUAAGGAGGAGAUGACCCAAAUAGAAAAGUUUCAUGUUCACAACACCAGAGAGACAUUAUGGAGGCUAUACCAGCAGGAGAUCAUGGUCCUUCAAGACAAGCUGCGCCUUUCCAACAUGAAACUGGAGGAAUAUGAGAACCGCUGCAAAAGCCAAGAUGAGCAGACACAGAAGAUUCUACUGGAAUACCAGGCACGACUGGAGGAGAGUGAAGAGCGCUUGCGCAGACAGCAGGACGACAAGGAGAUGCAGAUGAAGGGCAUUAUAAGCAGGUUGAUGUCUGUGGAGGAGGAGUUGAAGAAGGACCACGCAGAGAUGCAGGCAGCUGUAGACUCCAAACAGAAGAUUAUUGAUGCACAGGAAAAACGUAUUGCCUCACUAGAUGCCGCCAACGCCAGGUUAAUGAGUGCCCUAACGCAGCUAAAAGAGAGUAUGCCUUAGAAAAAAAAUCAUCAUUAAUCUGGAAUACUGUCCACUUAAUAUUUGGGGAAAGUCUCUGCUUGGAAAAAUAAAGGCACGGAAGAAUGUAAGUGAUCUAAAAUACAGAGAACCAGCUCCAUGAUUUGCCUGCGGAUUUUCCCCUUAUCUGGCGAGUCCCCAUGCAGAGGGAUUUUUUUUAUCUGUGUUGGAGAAUGCAGAUUCAUCCCACUGAUAGCAGCCUGCUAAUCAGUAAAUUCCUGUUUAAAAAAUAGUAAUAAUGACACCUUCCAUGCUGCUCACUAGCACUGUGUGCUCCAUCCCAAACUUUUAAACAGCCUUUGCACAGUUUGGACUUAACCUGAGAUGGGACUGACCAGCCUGAAAACUUUGUGGCUUUUUUGGAUAAUUGUAUGUAGUAAUCUUAUUUUUACUGCCUGAACUAGGACAAUAUAAAACCAAUUUCAUCUGUGGCCACUCCAAGGAGCCAAAACACUGACAUUUGGAGUUCCGAGUCCACAAAAGCAAAAACAGAAAAAUGCUGCUUUCGGGGGUUAAAACUCCAAAGACCUUUUUGUACAGUUUAAUAUUAUAAUCGAAUAAAGGACAAAACUGCGGUCUUUUACCUCUACCUUCCAUUAUGGAAAAUAAAAGAAUGUAUACUGUUGUAGAUAACUAUAAAACUGAAGAAAAUUACACAGGAAGACUUGGAAGUAUCAAUAUUUUUUUAUUUUUUAACGUGAAUUUUUUUUUUAAUUAUAUUGUGACGUUUGUGUUUAAAAUUAAACUAUAAGUAAAGAGCCAAGUCUAUACAUGACAUAACUCUGUAUCUUGUAAAAUAUGCAAUAGCAAAAAUACUGAACGGGUGUAGUCUUUCAAAUAAUUGUCCUAAAUAUAUAAACUGAACUAAAAACAGGAAAAAAAACACCUUGGUUCUCCUGUUCGCAACUAUUGUUAUUUAUAGGAUGAUAUGAAGACAUCUAGUCCAAUUUUGUUUUUUGAUAUAUAUAUAUUAUUAUUUUUUUUGCAGUGGAAGUCAUGCUGAGGGAGAGUAACACUCAGCCAUUAAAGAUUGUACUUGUCCAUGACACAACUGAAAUAAAUAUAAUUUUAUUUCUGUUACAGAUGCUAGUACUUUUUCUAUAUCUUAGAUAGAGGUUUCCCUCAUAUCCAAGUCUACAGAACAAUAAAUAGUGUGUAACACACAACCCACAGUACCGUGAAGUACAUUAUGCUCCUACUUCAUUGCUACAAAAAUAAAUCAUAUUGAUUAAAAGAUGACCAAAUGUGAAAUCUCCCCUAAGCACUUACACAGUGAUUUCCUUCAAAUGCAUGAAUAAUAUUUGUGGCAAACAAUACAGUACAAAAA
Messenger RNA from Rana temporaria (common frog), 5166 nucleotides. It is a transcript of the gene DAB2IP, whose product is annotated as DAB2 interacting protein. Lineage: Eukaryota; Metazoa; Chordata; Amphibia; Anura; Ranidae. The coding region runs from base 327 to 3821 and encodes 1164 amino acids. The record is from RefSeq and is a predicted model, not a curated record. The transcript is spliced from 18 exons. Gene Ontology annotation, biological process: regulation of GTPase activity.